Molecule: messenger RNA, 2031 nt
Organism: Seriola dumerili (greater amberjack)
Lineage: Eukaryota; Metazoa; Chordata; Actinopteri; Carangiformes; Carangidae
Gene: elp3
Product: elongator acetyltransferase complex subunit 3
Exons: 15
Coding region: 127-1788 (553 amino acids)
Biological process (GO): tRNA wobble base 5-methoxycarbonylmethyl-2-thiouridinylation
Cellular component (GO): nucleus; elongator holoenzyme complex; cytoplasm
Molecular function (GO): iron-sulfur cluster binding; acyltransferase activity, transferring groups other than amino-acyl groups
Source: RefSeq, a predicted model, not a curated record
CCGUAUGUGAACGCAACGUGGAGUUGUUUACUGUCUUUGACAGCCCUCUCCGGUUUAUUAAAUAGAUGUUGACCCUCUAACCAGCAGCCACCCGUUUUAAAUUGGACUAUUUGUUUAAAGGAGGAAAUGGGGAAGCCAAAGAAAAAGAGUGACCUCAGCCGAGCUGAGCUGAUGAUGAUGACCAUUGCUGAUGUCAUUAAGCAGCUGGUUGAUGCCCAUGAAGAGGGCAAAGACAUCAACCUCAACAAAGUGAAGACUAAGACUUCAGCUAAAUAUGGACUUGAAGCCCAGCCCCGAUUGGUAGACAUCAUCGCCGCUGUUCCACCACAAUACCGUCGUGCUCUGGUGCCCAAACUAAAGGCCAAACCUAUCCGCACUGCCAGCGGGAUCGCAGUUGUGGCUGUGAUGUGCAAACCUCACCGAUGUCCACACAUCAGUUUUACAGGCAACAUCUGUGUCUACUGUCCCGGGGGACCAGACUCGGACUUUGAGUACUCUACACAGUCUUACACUGGUUAUGAGCCAACGUCCAUGAGAGCCAUCCGAGCCCGUUAUGACCCCUUCCUUCAGACCAGGCAUCGGGUGGAGCAGCUGAAGCAGCUGGGACACAGCGUCGACAAGGUGGAGUUCAUCGUGAUGGGCGGGACCUUCAUGGCUUUGACCGAGGAGUACAGAGACUUUUUCAUCAGGAACCUACACGACGCCCUGUCAGGACACACGUCCAACAGCGUUGCCGAGGCUGUCAGGUACUCUGAACGCAGUAACACCAAGUGUGUGGGAAUCACUAUAGAGACACGCCCUGACUACUGCCUGAAGCGACACCUCAGUGACAUGCUGGGCUACGGCUGCACCCGGCUGGAGAUAGGAGUCCAAAGUGUGUAUGAAGACGUGGCCCGCGACACCAACAGAGGCCACACGGUGCGAGCUGUGUGUGAGUCUUUCCACCUGGCAAAGGACGCCGGCUUCAAAGUGGUCGCCCACAUGAUGCCGGACCUGCCCAACGUGGGCAUAGAGAGGGACGUGGAGCAGUUUAUUGAGUUUUUUGAGAACCCAGCGUUCAGGCCUGAUGGUUUGAAGCUGUACCCAACGCUAGUGAUCCGAGGCACGGGGCUGUACGAGCUGUGGAAGACCGGCCGAUACAAGAGCUACACACCCAGCGCCCUGGUGGACCUUGUGGCCCGAAUUCUGGCGCUGGUGCCGCCCUGGACACGAGUUUACCGGGUGCAGAGGGACAUCCCCAUGCCGCUGGUGAGCUCCGGAGUGGAGCAUGGCAACCUGAGAGAGCUGGCACUGGCCAGGAUGAAGGACAUGGGCACUGAGUGUCGAGACGUGAGAACCAGAGAAGUCGGCAUUCAGGAGAUCCACCACAAAGUCAGACCUUACCAGGUGGAGCUGGUGCGGAGGGACUACGUGGCCAACGGCAGCUGGGAGACCUUCCUCUCCUACGAGGACCCGGAGCAGGACAUCCUGAUUGGCCUGCUGCGUCUGCGUCGCUGCUCUCCACAGUCCUUCCGUCCUGAGCUCAAAGGAGGCGUGUCCAUCGUCCGCGAGCUGCACGUCUACGGCAGCGUCGUCCCCGUCAGCAGCCGAGACCCCAGCAAGUUCCAGCAUCAGGGCUUUGGCAUGAUGCUGAUGGAGGAGGCAGAGCGAAUUGCCAGAGAUGAACACGGCUCUGGAAAAUUAGCUGUGAUCUCAGGCGUAGGAACAAGGAACUACUACAGGAAGAUGGGCUACGAGCUGGUGGGGCCGUACAUGGUGAAGGACCUGUACGGACCGGGAAUGGACUGAACCCGGACAAUAAAAGACAAACAUACACACGCACAAAUGAUGUUAUUUAUCAAGACAAUAUCUAUUUUUAGUUUAGCUCUUCGAGCAUCAGAGGAUAUAAUGGUUUUUCUCGCAGCUCAUGCAUCUGUUUUUUAUCUGGAACACACUUGGGAAUGCUGUUCAUGCAUUGCUCCCGUUUUGUUUAGAUAAGGAGACGGUGUGAGGACGUCAGGAGUAAAGCAAAGCUAUUUGGGAUGAAGUCAG